CAUUCUUGGUUCAGUACGACUCAAUCGUUGAAACGGUUCACUAGCUUUAAACGUUAUAAAAUAAAUAUCAAGUAAUUAUGUCGGGAUUAGAGAACUUAAGUGAGAGAGACAGGGCGGUGUUGAGAAGUAUAUUCGACCCAACAGCGGUCAUCGGUGAUGUUGCCGAUGAUGAAGAUAAUUUCCAAGAUGAUGAACCAGAGCCAUCAACACCAGAAUAUUUGGAAUCAAAGUCGCUGAGAUUCCACGGUGCACAGUUGGCUGAAGCCGGCAAACUGGAGGAAGCCUUGGAAGAGAUGAACAAGGCAGUGAAAGCCGCGCCGGAGAGCCCCGCCGCCUACAACGACAGGGCUCAGCUGCUGCGGUUAAUGCUGAAAGACGAUGAGGCGAUGUCGGACUUAGAUCGAGCAUUACAGUUGACAGCGGGCCAGCGGUGCCGUGCGCGCGCGCUCGCGCUCUGUCAGCGCGGCGUAGUGCUGCGCAAGCGCAGAGCAGACGACGAGGCGCGCGCUGCUUUUACAGAGGCCGCUACUAUCGGUAGCAGCUUCGCUAAGAAACAGGUGGUGGAAAUGAACCCUUACGCCGCUCUCUGCAACCAGAUGCUGAGUCAAGUGUUGAGGGGGGAGAAGGAGAUCAAACUAUAAAAAGAUCUGUAUAGAUAUAUAAUUAUAUAUUUUGUUAUGGCUCGUUUAGAUGCAUAUAUGUAUUAUAAUAAAUUCUAAGUAAUUCAGAGUUUUUUGUAUAAAGAGAAUAUUCCUCCUCUGGAAACUACUGUUUUAGAAGUUGGGAUUUCUC
Messenger RNA from Papilio xuthus (Asian swallowtail), 792 nucleotides. Its product is annotated as tetratricopeptide repeat protein 36. Lineage: Eukaryota; Metazoa; Arthropoda; Insecta; Lepidoptera; Papilionidae. Gene Ontology annotation, molecular function: protein binding. The record is from RefSeq and is a predicted model, not a curated record. The coding region runs from base 78 to 641 and encodes 187 amino acids. The transcript has 4 exons.